UUGGCCGAUCAAGACUCCAAAAUGCAGCUCAGCGCUCUUCAAGAGGCCAUGUUGGAUUGCCUCAAGAAUGACAGCAGCGCAGUCUUUGACUCUGGCGGACUCCCGACAUGUCCCGGCGUCUGGGACGGAAUCCUAUGCUGGCAACCAGCUCCUGCAGGGACCAUGGCCCAGGUCAACUGCCCGCACUACGUCUACGGCUUCGACAAACGAGAAAUGGCCACCAAGUGGUGCACGGAGAACGGGACGUGGUACGUGAGUCCAGAGCACGGCCAGCCCUGGACCAACUAUACUCGCUGCUUCACGCAGGGCGCGACCAUGCCCUCCGAGAACAUCUCCUUCUUCGAGCCCCACCUGCCGACCAUCAAGCUCAUUUCCAAGGUGUGCUACACAGUGUCCCUGGUGACGCUCCUAGCCGCCUUUCUCAUCCUGGCUUCCAUCAAGAGGCUCCGCUGUCCCCGGAACAGCCUACACAUGCAUUUGUUCAUUUCCUUCAUCCUGAGGGCGCUGGCAUUCCUGCUUAAGGAUGCGCUCUUUGUCGACGGCGUCGGACUUUCGACUAACGUGGACUUCAACGAAGAGAACGUGGACUGCAAGGUGUUCACGAGCUUCUGGCACUACGUGCUGAUGGCCAAUUACUGCUGGAUCCUCAUGGAGGGACUGUACCUGCACAGUCUCGUCUUCCUCGCCUUUUUCACGGACAGUUCGGGGAUUUUACGAUACGUGGCACUCGGCUGGGGCCUCCCCGUCUUGUUCAUCAUUCCCUGGGUCGUGGUGCGAGCGACGCUGGAUGACACCCUCUGCUGGACAACCAAUGUCAGGCAAGACUUGUUCUGGAUCAUCCGAGGACCAAUCACAGCGUCCAUCGUGGUGAACUUCGUUCUCUUCCUUAACAUCACGCGGGUUCUGUUCGCUAAACUCUUCGCUUCACAGACGCCUCAGGCACGAAAGUACCGCUACAGGAAAUGGUUCAAGUCUACGCUGGUUCUUGUCCCAUUGUUCGGGGCGCACUAUACUUUCCUACUCGGAAUGUCCCUGGCUGCCGCGGGGGACCGCGUUGAGUUGAUAUGGCUCUACGUUGACCAGCUCUUCUCUUCAUCUCAGGGGUGCGUGGUGGCGCUGCUCUACUGCUUUUUGAACGGCGAGGUGCAGACGGAGCUGCGCAAGUUGUUCCAGAGAUGGCGCUGCGACCGUCGCGGUCCGGGCUGCGGGGACAAGCAGCUGCAGCACCGGCACUCGCUCUUCACCCAGUCGGUCACUUUCCUCAGCAGAGGUCGGAGUUCCAUCCAAUCGUUGCACUCCGAAUAUCCCGAAGGCCGCGAGCUCAACCCUGUGCUAAGAGACGUCUCACUUUCGUCGACUGUAUCUCCGCACCUGGACAGGAGAGAAGGCGUAGCCAAGAGCCCGUCUCCGAACUCAAUUAAGAGUAGGACGAGCCAGCGGCUGCUGAGCAACGCCGACCAGGAGUCGCUCGGUGCGGUCAAGAGGAUGUCCAUUCCGGAGUACCUGGACCCAGCCAAGCGGACGCCGGAAGACAAGACAGGCAGCCAGCGAAAACUCAACGGAGGCUGUCCGAUUCGCUGGGAGUGCCACGAUGCCGACUCGGACGGCGGUGCACCAGCCGAUACGAGCGAAGACAACCUUCUCGAAGGGGUCAUCCAGAAAGAGACAUGCCUCUAAGGUUAGGCCCUUUGUCGUGGCUUUCAGGGACCGUGUACAGUGAUCCCCAGAGGACUGCCUGAACCACGCCACUGCCCCCUUGUUAAUGGAAACGUCGAAUUAGCCUGCGUUCAGUGAUCUCGGUAACCACGUCGGGACAAUCAUGACCGCAAAGUGGUUGUGGAGAACUGUGACCAACCAUCAGUGUCAGUCGAAUUGGGUGUCUUAUAAGGCGGGGUUGAGAACCGGUUGAACCAGCUCGACUUCUGAGAAAACAAAAAAUCAUCCCCUCGAUAUGAGUACGCAAGAAUGUCAUGUUAAACUGUUACCGUUUGUAGAACUAUGAUGGAAAUAUUUUGUCUCAAGAGUUGAUCGCAUAUUAACAUCAUCUGAGAGCAUUUUCACCGCCAACGCAGCGCUAAAGCGCUGUUAGAAAAGUGAAUAGCCUGGGAAAAAUCCACCACCUCUGAACUUUAAAAGUUGACAAAGCGGAGUGUGGAUUUUUGUGAAAAUUAGGGACCUGUCCACGAUGAUUUAGCGGAAAGCGAGUCCAAUUUCUCGGGCUGUUCAUCUGCGGUGAGAAAGUUCUACGAUCUCCGCAUCUUCCUGCGAACAUCAAGGAGGCAAUGCUUGAAUACUAUCAAUCGUUGUCACCACACAGUUUUAAGCUCAAACUUGAGUGAAAUUGAAUACACAGAAUCGUCAAUAUUUUAUAAAGUGUCUGCCGUUCAAUUACAUGAAGUUAAUAUUGUCGCUAACGUUUCUUAGUUUUCAAAAACGUCGCCAGCUUAAUCAUUAACUGGCGGUUUGCUAUACACAGCUGUGGUAAAUCCUUUCAUUUCUCUAUUCGUUUAUUUCACGUACCAGUGUCAACCAAUUCAAAGCAAUGGGCGUUCAGGUUCUCGAAAGCGUCAAUCGUCAAAUAAUAUUAUGCACUCGUACCUUUUGUUAAAUUUUAACUGUGUUAGAAAGGUCGCUCUUAAAGUUUUAAUGAUGAUGUUUCCUAGUUGUUAGACACGUGCAAACUGAAUUUUAAACCGGGCUAAGAACAUCCAGCCUGCUACAUCACAUUACGUCACCGUAAAAACAAAAAUGAGAGAAAAACAAAAAACACCAGUGGCCGCCUCAUUUUCAAGAUUAUACACCACAGUAUUCCCUUUUUUUAAAUAAAUUAGCAGAAAUCUGAAACUAAUAUAGGCAGGUUGAAUUAAAGAAACCAUCACUUUAGCAGACAUACACUUUGUUUUGGAAAUAAAAAAAUUAUACCGACGGAAUUUUUAUUCAUUAGUGACCAGUUGUGUGCGUGUUUGGAAACGGAAUGAAAGAUGUACGUGACAAAAAUGAGCUACAUCAGGCUGCAUAGAGUCCAGAAACAAGGUAAAUUGUAAGAUGUUACUGUAUGUAUUUAAUAAAGGUACUUGCUUGGUCAUUUCUAAGGCUGUUUGCAACAACAUUUUUGUCUGGUUGACAAUAGGACAUUUGAAAACAUAGAGAUCUCCAAUUAAAAUUGGAUUGUCUAAUAUUGCCAUUUCUUGCGCGGAAGUGGGUUCUUGGAAAAUACCAGUCAUCUACUAAAACCUGCAUUCUAUACCACAUCGAAACAUCUCAAAAAUCUGUACAAAACAUUUUUGGGCAAAGAAGUGUUAUUCAACAAGGUCAUUUAAAAUUAAUCUUAUGUGGCACCAGGAGCAGCAUCAGGUUGUUCUGUAGUGUUCUACCUUAGGAAGCGUUUGGAGGCCAGUAUACAAAUAAUUUUCCAAUAGUAGUUUAUUUUAGGAAAGUUUGAUGUUUUUUUAUGCAUUUCGGCCUUUUAUAAAAUGUCCAGACAAGUAGACACUGGCUCACUUGUCAACUUACAGGGUAUCGCGUAUUAUAUUUUCUUUAUUGUUUAUAAAAAAAGUGUUUUUCUGUGCACACAAAGACUAUAGCCGUCACGUAUAUAAAUAUAUAUGACGGCUAUCACCAUAGUCGUCAUAUAUAAGUCAUGUAAACGUUGGCAAAUGCGUAGAACUUCUCAAAUUGUGCAUCGUCCCAGUUGCCUCACAAAAUGUCACUCCUCGACGAAGUGCGAAGUUCUUAAAGUCGCACAAAACAAUGUGUAAGCUGACGCUGCAAGUUAUUAGCUGGAGCACGUGUGACGGGGGUUUCGUCCUUUAUUACUGUCGGCUGGAACUUAUUUGGUGACACUAUGUACGGGACUGCAAGAUUGGUGUCAAGCUUGCCUAAUUACGAAAAAGAAACCUUGGAAUAAAUGUGUGGAGUUAUAAAUAAAAAUUGCCAGCUCUAUUCUUAGGACCUUCUUGUUCACGUUACAUGAGUCAGAGACCAAUCGCAGAUAUAAUUAAAAGCUUCCUGACAUGUACACGGUCGGAGUACCAAGGUAAGAUUGCAAUUGACAAUUAAACUUUUUUAAUCUACAUCAUAAUCAAACACAACCAACUGCGGUAAUAGCUACUUUUUAGAAGCAAACAUCACCAUUUUUGCAAAACAUAUUGAAUCAGUUCGUUGUUACUAGUCUUACAAAAAUAAAGUUGAAGAAUCAUCAUUUCUUGUUUUAUAUGUGCUGAAAUUAUCCAACUAUUCUAAUGCUUCUGGAUUGUACAAGCGCCGUAGAACGAUCAGUCACAUAAGUCAUACCCUAAAUAUGCUUACGCAAUAGUAUGUCAGUGAUGUGUGUAAUUUGGUAUGUGGAGACUAAGUUGCUCUUUGAAAGAUCUAGAUCGCGGUCAAAUGCACUGCAAGAUUGAAUUUCUGCAAUGUAUCUGUCAACAUUCUUAUCGUGAUUGAAAUAAAAGAAAGAUAUGCGAAUCUUUGAGGAUAAAAAA
Ixodes scapularis (black-legged tick) is the source of this 4481-nucleotide messenger RNA. RefSeq names its product parathyroid hormone/parathyroid hormone-related peptide receptor. Gene Ontology annotation, cellular component: plasma membrane. Lineage: Eukaryota; Metazoa; Arthropoda; Arachnida; Ixodida; Ixodidae. Bases 22 to 1677 code for a protein of 551 amino acids. Gene Ontology annotation, molecular function: G protein-coupled peptide receptor activity; peptide hormone binding. Gene Ontology annotation, biological process: cell surface receptor signaling pathway; adenylate cyclase-modulating G protein-coupled receptor signaling pathway. The record is from RefSeq and is a predicted model, not a curated record. The transcript is spliced from 14 exons.